AAAAUGGAUGGAGACAAUCAUACUGUUGUGUCAGAAUUUAUACUCUGGGGACUUGCCCAUUCAAAGAAUACUCAGGUCUUAUUAUUUGUGAUAUUUCUGAUGCUUUAUCUUCUCAUCAUGUCUGGAAAUAUUGUCAUCCUGACCUUAAUAACCACUGACCCCCAUCUGCAUUCUCCCAUGUACUUCUUGUUGGCCAACCUGUCCUUUAUUGAUAUGUGGCUCUCCACAAACACCACUCCUAAGAUGAUCAUAGAUUUUCUCAGGGAAAUCAAGAUCAUUUCCUUUGCAGGAUGCAUGUCCCAGGUCUUCUUUUCCCAUUGCAUUGCUGCAGGAGAAAUGGUGCUGUUGGUGGUAAUGGCUUAUGACCGCUAUGUGGCCAUCUGCAAGCCACUCCAUUACUUCACCAUCAUGAACCUUAGGAGAUGCACUGGUUUGGUGUUGACUUCCUGGACAAUUGGCUUUAUACAUGGUAUAAUUUACGUAGUAGUGAUUGUGCAUCUGCCUUUUUGUGGUCCCAAUGAAAUAGACAGUUUCUUCUGUGAUAUGCCACUGGUAAUAAAACUUGCAUGCAUGGAUUAUCACUAUUUAAAUACCUUAAUGAAUGCUGAUUGUGGACUUGUGGCUAUAACUUGCUUUAUUCUGUUGCUUACUUCCUACACAUAUAUUCUUAUGACUGUACGUCAGAGCUCUAAAGCUGGUGCAUCUAAGGCAAUGAACACGUGCACUGCCCACAUUACAGUCGUGCUGAUCUUUUUUGUGCCUUGCAUCUUCAUUUAUGUGUGGCCUCUCAAUAUCACAUGGUUGGACAAAUUUUUUGCAGUGUUUUACUCUGUUUUUACACCCCUCCUAAAUCCAGCUAUAUAUACACUGAGAAAUAAAGAGAUGAAAAAUGCUAUGAAAAGGUUCAUAGGCAACUUUCUGGGUCCCAAAGUAAAUUCCUAA
Mus pahari (shrew mouse) is the source of this 942-nucleotide messenger RNA. Its product is annotated as olfactory receptor 4K14-like. Bases 4 to 942 code for a protein of 312 amino acids. Gene Ontology annotation, cellular component: membrane. Gene Ontology annotation, molecular function: G protein-coupled receptor activity; olfactory receptor activity. Gene Ontology annotation, biological process: G protein-coupled receptor signaling pathway. The record is from RefSeq and is a predicted model, not a curated record. NCBI's taxonomy places the organism in Eukaryota, Metazoa, Chordata, Mammalia, Rodentia, Muridae. The transcript has a single exon.